Alternaria rosae is the source of this 1504-nucleotide messenger RNA. RefSeq names its product sideroflexin-5. The record is from RefSeq and is a predicted model, not a curated record. Bases 108 to 1121 code for a protein of 337 amino acids. The transcript has 5 exons. Gene Ontology annotation, molecular function: monoatomic ion transmembrane transporter activity. Gene Ontology annotation, cellular component: mitochondrial inner membrane. Gene Ontology annotation, biological process: monoatomic ion transport; mitochondrial transmembrane transport. Lineage: Eukaryota; Fungi; Ascomycota; Dothideomycetes; Pleosporales; Pleosporaceae.
CCGAUAUCGUCGCGCCCUACACAUUUACCCACACGAACACUCAUCUUCGCAAAGUCGCGGGCUUUGGAGCUUCACUUGCUUCACCCGCGCUCUUCACAUCUAUCAAUAUGACGUCCUCGCUACCGGGAAAUCGCGACUUGCCAGUCUCGCAGUACAACCUAGGGACGUACUGGGGUCGCGUGCAGCACUCAGCAAACAUAUCAGAUCCGAGAACCCUCCUCACCUCGUCGGCCGGCCUCGAAAAUGCAAAGAAACUCGUUACCGCGUACAAGACGGGCAAGAUACCAGAGAUGACACCUGAGCUGUGGAACGCAAAGAAAAUUAUCGACUCCACCAUACACCCAGACACGGGCCAGCCAGUCUUCCUGCCUUUCCGCAUGUCGUGCUUUGUUCUGACCAACUUGGUUGUCACGGCUGGUAUGCUUACACCGGGUCUUGGGACAGCGGGCACACUAGGAUGGCAAGUCACGAACCAGUCGGUCAACGUCGGAAUCAACUUCUCCAACGCGAACAAGUCGAUCCCGCUCUCUACGUCAACAAUCGUCCAAUCCUACCUCCUCGCCGUCAGCGCAUCGUGCGGUGUCGCACUCGGUCUUAAUGCGCUGGUACCCCGCCUCAAGAGCCUGUCGCCCAACGCAAAAGUCAUCGCUGGUCGAUUAGUGCCCUUCGCGGCUGUCGCUACAGCUGGUGCGCUCAACGUGUUCCUCAUGCGCGGUGAGGAGAUCAGACAGGGCAUCGACGUGUACCCUGCGCUAUCAGAAGCCGAGCGACGCAGAGUAGACACGGGAGAUUUGGAGGUCAAGCCACUGGGCAAGAGCAAGAAGGCAGCUACGCUCGCUGUGGGAGAGACGGCGCUGAGUCGCGUGCUCAAUGCGACGCCUAUCAUGGUGCUGCCGCCUCUCCUGCUGGUGAAGCUGCAGAAGACGGAGUGGCUCAAGCAGAGGCCUAGGAUGGUGACGCCGGUGAAUCUGGGACUUAUUUUCACAACGUCCAUCUUUGCGCUGCCACUUGCGCUCGCUGCGUUCCCGCAACGCCAGGCUGUUAGUGCGAAGACGCUCGAACCCGAGUUUCAUCAGCGUGGUGGCAAGGAUGGUAUGGUGGAGUUUAACCGUGGGAUAUGAUGGACCGGUAGUAUGGCAAGAGAACACGGUGUCAGUCUAGGUGAAUAGCGGAAGCUGGACUGUGGAGUGAACUGAUUCAGGGAGAUAUGGCAUGCUACAGGGCAUCAGACGCAGUCGAACAUUGCUGCAAGUAGGCGGAGGACAUGGUCGCGCUGCUGCAUUGCGGCGAAGCCGGUUUUCCUGACGCUGUGAUUGGCCAGAUUGCUCAAAGGAUCUCGAGAGCCGUACAGAGGACUCGACACGAGAAGUACAUAAGACCAAAUGUCCUCAAUCCAAAAGUAGCUCUAGGCAGCAGUAAAUUAAGCUUUAUAUCAAACGAUCGUCCCUACAUGUGACGUUGCGUUGAUGCUAUAACGUCAAACUGUCCUUUGUAGAAAGACCAG